Messenger RNA from Oncorhynchus gorbuscha (pink salmon), 9322 nucleotides. RefSeq names its product mucin-2-like. NCBI's taxonomy places the organism in Eukaryota, Metazoa, Chordata, Actinopteri, Salmoniformes, Salmonidae. Gene Ontology annotation, molecular function: protein binding. Gene Ontology annotation, cellular component: extracellular matrix. The record is from RefSeq and is a predicted model, not a curated record.
CAUUAUAAAGGAGGCCGUCAAGCAGCACUCUACACUUUUACCUGAAGCCCACUUCACCUGGACACUAACUAUGGGGUGGACAACUCUGUGGUUGUGUGUUCUCGCUCUGACACUAACGAGCGCCAUCCAGGUGAAAGCCAGGAAAGCGCGCCAGUCCAACCAUGUGAACAGCAUCUGCAGCACCUGGGGCAGAGAGCACUUCAAGACCUUCGAUGGAGACGUGUACCAGUUCCCAGGGACGUGUGAAUACAACCUGGCCUCCGACUGCCACUCUGAGUCCUACCAGGAGUUCUCUGUGCACCUGAAGAGGAACGAGGCUACUGAGGCUGAGGGGAACCCUACGGUCAAACACGUAGUGGUCACUAUCAACGACCUGGUCUUCCACCUGACCAAGACUCAGGUCGCGGUCAAUGGAGAAAUUGUAACUCUGCCGUACUACAAUGGAGGAGUCCAACUGGAGAGGAAUGCAGUUUACACCAAACUCUACUCCAAGGUUGGCCUGGUUGUCAUGUGGAACGGAGAAGAUGCUGUCAUGGUGGAGCUGGACACAGAGUACACCAACCGUACCUGUGGUCUCUGUGGAGACUUCAAUGGCCUUCCAGUCCACAAUGAGUUUGUUCAUAACGGUCGUAAAGUGAGCCCCAUUGAGUUUGGAAACAGACAGAAGGUCCACAGGCCCAACGAGGACUGUGAAGACCCCUAUGAAGAGGAAGAGGAAGAUGAACCUGCAGACAUUCAGCCUAAAGAGGACACAUGCAAGGAGUUUCAUGCCCAGUGUGACCAGCUCCUGCGCUCGCCGUUGUGGAGCUCCUGUGGUGCGGUCGUGAACCCUGAGCCCUACAUCCAGGCCUGUGUUCAGGACCUGUGUGGCUGCAGCAACACUUCUGAUAGCUUCUGUGUCUGCAGCACCCUGGCAGAGUACUCCAGACAGUGCUCCCACGCCGGGGGACAGCCACCCCACUGGAGAACAACAUCCUUCUGUGACAAGCAGUGCCCGUUCAACAUGGUCUAUCUGGAGAGUGGCUCUCCCUGCAUGGAUACCUGUACCCACUCAGACACCAGCUCACUGUGUGAAGAACACCUGAUGGAUGGCUGCUUCUGCCCUCAAGGGACUGUGUUUGAUGACAUCUCAAAGGGGUGUGUCACUCAGGACCAGUGUCAGUGCAAACAUGACAAGGUUUACAACUCUGGAGAAGUAUUCAGACAGGACCGUGAGGAAUGUGUCUGUCAUCAUGGUCAGUGGUCCUGUAAAAGUCUGCCCAGCCCUGCUACAUGUGCCGUUGAGGAGGGUUCACACGUGACGACCUUCGAUGGGAAAGCGUUCACCUUCCAUGGGGACUGUUACUACCCCUUAGCCAAGGUGGAAAGCAAGAAUGAAGCCAGUCCAAAGUUCACUGUACUGGUCCAGCUGGUUCCCUGUAUAAGACAGAAGUUUGACACUUGCCUCAAGAGUGUUGUGGUCUUGCUAAACAAUGAUAGAAACAACGCUUUGGUGAUCACCGCCGAUGGGAAGGUCAGCCACAAUGCACAGAUCACUCUGCCUUACAACACAGCUGACAUCAGUGUGUUCAAGCCCUCGUCCUUCCACGUGAUGCUCCAGACCAGCUUUGGGCUGCAGGUUCAGAUCCAGCUGGUCCCUAUCAUGCAGGUCUAUGUCACCCUGGACGAGAGCUACAAGACCAAGACACAAGGUCUGUGUGGGAACUUCAACAAGGUUCUGUCCGAUGACAUGAAGACCCCCCAGGGUAUGGUGGAGGGAACAGCCUCUUCAUUUGGGAACUCCUGGAAGGCUAAUCCUACCUGCAGAGACAGAGAGGAGAGGCUGGACGACCCCUGCUCCCUCAGCGUGGAGAAUGAGAACUAUGCUAAACAUUGGUGCUCCAUGCUAAGAAGUUCUGACAGCACUUUUGCCAAGUGCCAUGCCAUGGUGGACCCCGAGCUUUACUACAAGCGAUGCACGUACGCUAGCUGCAACUGUGAGAAGAGUGAAGACUGCCUGUGUGCCGUCUUCUCCUCUUAUGUGCGAGACUGUGCUACCAAGGGAGUGGUCCUGUCAGGCUGGAGAGAGAACGUGUGUGACAAAUACAUUGGUAACUGCCCAGCGUCUCAGACCUACUCUGACCAGCUCCAGAGAUGUCAGCUGACCUGUAGCUCCCUGGCCAGCAAAAGCCAGGGUUGUACCAAUGACUUCCUCCCCGUGGAUGGUUGUUCUUGCCCGGAUGGACUCUACAUGGAUGACAGGGGCACCUGUGUACCCAUGGACAAAUGCCCCUGCUUCCACAACGGGGUCCACAUCAAGCCUGGAAAGUCCAUCAACAUUCAGGAGGAACACUGUGUCUGCAACAAUGGGAAGCUUCACUGCCGUUCCUGGAAGAUGCGUUCAGAGAGUACCUGCCAGUCGCCGAAGGUGUUCUUGAACUGCUCCAAUGACCUGGGAGUACAGUGUACACGGAGCUGUAGGAACCCGGAUUUCAUGGACUGUUUCUCCGCAGAGUGUGAGUCUGGGUGCAAGUGUCCCACGAGUCUGUGGGAGGAUGGGAAAGGCAUGUGUGUGAAUAAACAUGAAUGCCCAUGCAGCCAUGACGGAUUCCUCUACGCCCCAGGAAAACAGAUCCCAAACGGAUGUAACACUUGCACCUGUAAGAGUGGGAAAUGGGAGUGCACAGAUAAGAAGUGCCCAGGAACCUGUACCAUCUACGGCAGUGGCCAUUACAAAACCUUUGAUGAGCGCACGUAUGGCUUCCAAGGAAAAUGUGGCUAUGUGGCUGUCCAGAACAAAUGUGGGAACCGGCCUGUCCAGGACAAAUUCAUGGUGAUCACAGAGAACAUACCGUGUGGAACCACAGGCACCACUUGCUCCAAGUCUGUCAGGGUUCAACUGGGGAGAACAGAGCUGAAACUAUCAAAGGGGACCCAUGAAGUGGUGGACCUAGGAGUGGGCUCUCAGAUCCAGUACCGAGUGAGGACCGUCGGUCUGUACCUGAUUGUUGAGUCAGACAUCGGGAUCGCAGUGCUGUGGGACCGCAAAACUACCGUCCGCAUCGUCCUGGAGCCACAGCAUAGUGGAGCAGUGUGCGGCCUGUGUGGGAACUAUAAUGGAGAAGGCAGAGAUGACUUCACCACACAAGGUCAGAUGAUAGUCAGCAGCCCUGUGGAGUUUGCAAACAGCUGGAAAGUGUCAAGCACUUGUCCCGACGCAGAAAGCAACGUGGACCCAUGUGGAGCCAGACCCAACCGUCACAACUGGGCUAAGAUGCAGUGCAGCAUCAUCACAGGAAAGACUUUCCAACUGUGUCACAAGAAGGUAGACCCUAGUCUGUACUUUGAGAACUGUGUGAAAGACUCCUGUGCCUGUGAUACUGGCGGAGACUGUGAGUGUUUCUGUACAGCUGUAGCAGCCUACGCCCAGGCCUGCACCGAAGCUGGAGUCUGUGUUGCAUGGAGAACACCAGAAAUUUGUCCUGUGUUCUGUGACUACUACAACGAUCCAGGUGAAUGUGAAUGGCAUUACAGUCCUUGCCACACACCUUGCUUCAAGACCUGUCUGAAUCCAAAUGGGACCUGUGACAACCCUCUUCCCAAUCUGGAAGGUUGUUACCCACAAUGCCCUCCAGAUAUGCCAAUAUUUGAUGAAGAGACCGGGGAGUGUGUUGAGGAAUGCCCACCAACAGGCCCAUCAACAACAACCCCCCAGGCAACCACACCAACACCAACAACAACACCGUGGACACCAACAACUACCACAUUGACAACAGAACCUCCAACCACAACACCAACACCACCAACAACAACACAAACACCACCAACAACCACACCACCACCAACAACAACAACACCAAUGCCACCAACAACAACACAAACACCACCAACAACCACACCACCACCAACAACAACAACACCAAUGCCACCAACAACAACCACACCAAAACCAACAACAACCACACCAAAGCCAACAACAACCACACCAAAACCAACAACACCAAUGCCACCAACAACAACACAAACACCACCAACAACCACAACACCAACAACAACAACACCAAUGCCACCAACAACAACACCAAUGCCACCAACAACAACACAAACACCACCAACAACCACAACACCAACAACAACCACACCAAAACCAACAACAACCACACCAAAGCCAACAACAACCACACCAAAACCAACAACAACCACACCAAUUCCACCAACAACAACACCAACAACAACAACAACAACACCAUUACCACCAACAACAACCACAACAAUACCAAAAACAACAUCACCAAUACCACCAACAACAACAACAAUACCAACAACACCAACACCAACAACAACAACAACAACACCACCAACAACAACAACACCAUUACCACCAACAACAACCACAACAACACCAACACCAACAACAACAACAACACCAUUACCACCAACAACAACCACAACAAUACCAACAACAACACCAAUACCACCAACAACAACAACAACACCAAUACCAACAACAACAACAACAACAAUACCAACAACCACACCAAUUCCACCAACAACAACCACACCAAUACCACCAACAACUACCCCCCAGACACCAGAGCCAACAACUACUCCUUGUAUUCCUACCUGUGAGUGGUCAGAAUGGUAUGAUGAAGAUGAUGAUAAAGAUAAGAGUGACUGGGAAACGUAUUGGAAUAUCACGCAGAGUGGAAAAGAAGUGUGUGCAGAUCCACAGGAUAUUGAAUGUGUAGCUACAGACUAUCCAAAUACAAGCUUAGAGGACUAUGUAGCUUCGACAGGCCAAGUUGUGGAGUGCGAUGUUGACUUCGGGUUAAUAUGUGAAGAAAAUAAACAAACUCAGAGACCAUUUAAGUGCUUUAACUAUAAGAUUAGAGUCCUCUGUUGCGUUGAAUGUUUAUCAACAACAUCACCAAAACCAACAACAACACUAACAACAACAGCACCUUCACCACCCACAACUACCACACCAAAACCACCAACAACAACCACACCAAUACAACCAACAACAACAACACCAAUACAACCAACAACAACAACACCAAUAGCAACAACGACAACACCAAUACCACCACCAACAACAACAACAACACCAACAACACCAACAACAACCACACCAAUACCAACAACAACAACAACAACACCAAUACCAACAACAACACCAACAACAACAACAACAACACCAACAACAACAACAACACCAAUACCAACAACACCACCAACACCAUCAACAACACCAACAACAACAACAACACCAACAACCACACCAAUACCACCAACAACAACCACACCAAUACCACCAACACCAUCAACAACACCAAUACCACCAACAACAACAACAACACCAAUACCACCAACAACAACAACAAUAGCAACAUCAACAACACCACCACCACCAACAACAACACCACCAACUCCAACAACAACAACAACACCACCAACACCAUCAACAACAACAACAACAACAACACCAACACCAUCAACAACAACAACAACACCAACAACAACAACCACACCAAUGCCACCAACAACAACAACACCAAUACCACCAACACCAUCAACAACAGCAAUACCACCAACAACAACAACAACACCAAUACCACCAACAACAACAACAAUAGCAACAUCAACAACACCACCACCACCAACAACAACACCACCAACUCCACCAACAACAACAACAACAACACCACCAACACCAUCAACAACAACAACAACACCAACAACAACAACCACACCAAUACCACCAACAACAACAACACCAAUACCACCAACAACAACAACAAUACCACCAACACCAUCAACAACACCAAUACCACCAACAACAACCACACCAAUACCAACAACAACAACAACAUCAGUACAACCAACAACAACCACACAAACACCAACAACCACACCAAUUCCAACAACAACAACCACAACAAUACCACCAACAACAACCACACCAAUACCAACAACAACAACAACAUCAAUACAACCAACAACAACCACACAAACACCAACAACCACACCAAUUCCACCAACAACAACCACACCAAUUCCACCAACAACAACCACAGCAAUUCCACCAACAACAACCACACCAAUUCCACCAACAACAACCACAACAAUACCACCAACAACAACACCAACAACAACCACACCACCACCACCACCAACAACAACACCACCAGCAACCACACCACCACCAACAACAACACUACCACCAACAACUACCACACCAUUACCACCAACAACAACCACACCUAAACCACCAACUACAACGGAAGCCAUAACUCUAACCACAACCCCAACGACAACAGAAGAAUCAACCACAACACCCAGUACAACUGAAAAACCAACCACAACCCCAACGACAACAGAAGAACCAACCACAACCCCAACGACAACAGAAGAACCAACCACAACCCCAACGACAACAGAAGAACCAACCACAACCCCAACGACAACAGAAGAACCAACCACAACCCCAACGACAACAGAAGAACCAACCACAACCCCCAGGACAACUGAAAAACCAACCACAACCCCAACGACAACAGAAAAACCAACGACAACCCCAACGACAACAGAAGAACCAACCACAACCCCAACGACAACAGAAGAACCAACCACAACCCCCAGGACAACUGAAAAACCAACCACAACCACCCCUGUCAUAGAUACCACAACCACUAAAGCUCCUACAACAACACCUAAACCACCAACUACAACACAAGCCACAACUCCAAUGACAACCACAUCACCAACAACCCAUGAAUCGGUUGUCACUGGUCCUCCAAUAACACCAGAACAUCAAGUCAGUUCAAUACCAACCACAACUGGGUCACCAACCCCUCCACCAGUCACUUGUCCUGAGUGGGACAAAGUGCAAAAUGAAACUUUCUGGCUCUGCAACUGCACUUUGGCCAGAUGCAUUGAAAACAACACCAUUGAGAUAAUUCCGUAUGAAUGCCCAGAGCCUGAGCCAAUCACAUGUACCAAUGGCAAGAAACCAGUGCUACAAUGGGAUGAGUUCUACUGCUGCCAACGAUUCGUGUGUGACUGCGUCUGUGAGGGUUGGGGAGACCCCCAUUACAUCACCUUCGACGGGCUCUUCUACAGCUUCCAAGGGAACUGUACCUAUGUGCUGAUGGAGGAGAUGUUGCCGCGUCACCACUUCAAGAUCUACAUCGACAAUGUCAACUGUGAUCCCACCGAGGACGUGUCUUGUCCUCGAUCCAUCAUCGUGUCCUACCGCUCAACAGUUAUAACACUGAAGAAUCACAACCUCAUUGGAGCUGCUCAGUUGGAGGCUCUUAUUGAUGGAGUUUCCCUGAGACUACCCUUCACGCAGCACGGUGUGAAGGUGAUGAACUCUGGUAUCAACAUGGUCUUGGAGAUAGCACACCUCCAGGUGGUAGUUACCUUUGGAGUCACUGGCUUCAGCGUCAACCUUCCUUGGCAACACUUUGGCAACAAUACACAGGGUCAUUGUGGAACAUGUAGCAACAACCAGGCUGAUGACUGCAUGUUGCCUGGAGGUCAGCUGGUGGAGAACUGUGCUCUGAUGGCAGACUACUGGCCAGCCAAGGACCUCUACCAACCUGACUGCCAUGUGCCACCUGGAAUCCCCACCAACUCUCCUCUCCCUGAACCCACACAGAAGCCAUGCGAGCCAGACUCCUCUGUCUGUGAUCUCCUGAAGGACAGCAUUUUUGCAGCCUGUCAUCCAUUUGUCUCACCUGACAACUUCUACAAGGGCUGUGUCUAUGACAGCUGCCACGUGUCCAACCCAGCGGUGGAGUGCACCAGUCUGCAGACAUACGCUGCUGCCUGUGCCCAGUUCGGAGUAUGCAUCUACUGGAGAAACCACACCGAGCUCUGUGCCAGCGACUGUCCAGCUGACAAAGUCUACAAGCCCUGUGGUCCUGCAGAACAGCCAACCUGUGAUGACAAUCCAGACGAGUCUCGGAUGAACUUCACCACAGAAGGCUGCUUCUGUCCUGAUGGGAUGAAACUCUUCAACAAGGACUCAGGGAUCUGUGUUGAUAAGUGUGGAUGCAUUGACCCUGAAGGAGUUCCGCGAGAGUUCAACGAGAGGUUUGAGUACAAGUGCCAGGACUGCGUUUGUUUGGAAUCCACCAAGACUGUGAACUGUAAACCCAAGGUCUGCUCCAAACCACCAGUAGAGAUCUGCACUGGACCAGGUUUUGUAUAUGUCAACCAAACCGAUCCAUCCGAUCCAUGCUGCUCCAACCUCGCCUGCCGUUGUGACAGCAGCACUUGCCCACCUACCAACAUGAACUGUCCUAUUGGGUUCGUGCCAGUGGUUUCAGUCCCUGAGGGGAAAUGCUGUCCAGAGCACACAUGUGAGCCUAAAAGAGUUUGUCUUCACAAAGGCAUUGAAUACCUGCCCAAUUCUAAAGUACCGGGAUCAGAGUGCCAGGAGUGCACCUGCACCAACAAAGUGGACCCCAAGUCUGGUCAUUACCAAAUUGACUGUGGAUUCAUGCAAUGUGACGAAGAUUGUGAAAAGGGAUCUGAGUACCAGGAGCCAGACUACUCCUCAGAUGACUGCUGUGGUAAAUGUGUUCAGACCCACUGUGUCCUCCAGAUCAAUGGGACCAUGCAGUUGUUGAAGCAUGGAGAUACAUGGUCUGCUCCUGGUGACAAGUGCCAGCAGUACAGCUGUGUGAAAAACGGUGAUAGUUAUCUGACCCAGAGCUCCAACAUCCAUUGCCCACCCUUCCAGCAGGCCAACUGCCAGCCUGGUUCAAUUCAGACCGCUGCAAACGGCUGCUGUAGAAUUUGUGUGGAGAAGGACAAGGCCUGUAAGGUAGGAUCCAUGAAGAGUUUCAUCAACCACAAGAGCUGCCAGUCUGUUGAGGAGGUGGAGAUGCCGUACUGUGAGGGAUCCUGCAACACCUUCACCAAGUACUCUGCCAUGGCUGCGUCUCUGGAUCACUCCUGUGCCUGUUGCCAGGAGUCCCGGUCCAGUAACCGCACGGUGGACCUACGUUGUCUGAAUGGAGAUGUGGUGCCCUACACCUACCUACACGUGGAGGAGUGUAGCUGCAGACACAGCGACUGCAACAGAGCCAUUAGGGUGCCUGCCCGCAGGACACGCAGCAACACGCUGGUGUAAAUGGGAUCUGUACUAAUACAGAUGGGAAUGGUCCAGCACCAAUCCACUCGCUGCUUCCUAAGGAACACCCUGCUACCCUGCUUCACAUGGCUGUUAUUUAUCUAAUCGCUUUGAUUUAUAUGUCAAAUGUAGAUUAAAUCAUAUUUAAAAUGUAGAAACGUAUGCUUACUUAUCUUAUUAAAAUACAACCUUCAAAUA